UUUAAUAAUGCAAAAUUAGGAUUUGAAAUAACUUCAUAUAUUGAUGAUAAACAAAAUAUUUGGUUUUUAGGAAAAGAUGUAGCUAAUAUUCUUGGUUAUAGUGAUACUGAUAAAGCUAUAAGAAAACAUGUUGACGAAGAGGAUAAAUAUAAAGGACCCGUCAAAACGGCGGGUCAGGUUGAUAAAGACCAAAAAAGCUACCCCGCCAAAACGGCGGGUCAGGUCAGAUGGUGUACUUUCAUAAAUGAAUCUGGUUUCUACUCCCUUGUAUUGUCGUCAAAAUUAGAAACCGCUAAAAAGAUCAAAAAAUGGGUAACAUCACAAGUCCUCCCAUCUAUAAGGAAAUUUGGAUACUACAAACUUUUUGACAACCCGAAUAAUACAAUGUUUAAGAUUGAAAAUGAGAUGGACCUCCACUGUAAAGUUGUUCACCUAAUUAGGAAUUUUUAUCCAGAUGCUAUUAUGGUUCCAGGACUUGGGGAAAACCAAAAUACGUCAUACAAAAGAAUUAACAGUUGGAAAAAGGGAUAUCUGCGAGGCCAACCAGAUCUUAUGAUACUUAAUUACCACAAAGAUUUUAAUGGUCUUUGUAUAGAAUUUAAAUCACCAACUAAUAAUUAUCAAAUUUCAGAUGCACAAAAACAAAUGAAAGAAAGAUAUAAGGAAAAUUGUUACAAAUUUAUUCUUAGUCAUGAUUAUGAUUAUAUAUGUAUGCAAUUACAUAAAUACAUG
Messenger RNA from Porites evermanni, 732 nucleotides. The record is from the annotation of a GenBank genome assembly. Lineage: Eukaryota; Metazoa; Cnidaria; Anthozoa; Scleractinia; Poritidae.